This is a messenger RNA of Staurois parvus, 365 nucleotides long. The record is from the annotation of a GenBank genome assembly. NCBI's taxonomy places the organism in Eukaryota, Metazoa, Chordata, Amphibia, Anura, Ranidae.
UGGGGCCCCCGGGCAAUAGGGGAUCAUGGGGCCCCUGUGUCCUUGCCCAAACUCAAAAAAGCCUAUGAAAAAGGUACCAGGGGCAUCACAUUGGGCCCCCUACUGACCCCAGACCCUCGGGCAGUGCCUGAGUUUCCAAAUGGUCAGUCCGCCCCUGCUUACAGGUACCCAUGAGCUACAACUGGGGUGGACUGACAACUCAUGGGGCCCUCGGGCAAUAGGGGAUCAUGGGGCCCGUGUCCUUGCCCAAACUCAAAAAAGCCUAUGAAAAAGGUACCAGGGGCAUCUCAUGGGGCCCCCUACUGACCCCGGGCCCUCGGACAGUGCCCCAGUUUCCAAAUGGUCAGUCCGCCCCUGUUCACAUC